AUGAUGGAUGAAUUCGAUAUAUAUUCAGAUCUUGAUCACUUAGAUUCGGAAGCGAAGAAGGAGCGUCAGGAAAUUCAGUCCCUUCAUCUGAAGAUCGAUGAGCUACAACAAGUAAUUAAAGACAAAGAGCUUGAAAAAUUAGAUUGUAUUCGCCAGAAUGAAAUUUUACUAGAAAAUAUUUCAUCGUUAGUAUUGACUGCCAAGGCGGAGUUGAAAAGAAAAGAUGGCAUAAUUAAUGAACUACGGAAACAAGCUGAUAGCACAGCAUUUCGGCGUAAACAAAUUUCAGAAGUUACCCGGAAUUGUGUUUCUCGAGGAACUCAAACUAAUACUAAUCGUUUAAUAAACAUCGGAAUUGACGGCGGUAACACUUCUCAAUGUAGCCGUACCCCAGAGCACAAUGAAAAACAUCAUGGUCCGGAUUAUGAACGAGAUCGUAAGCGAGGGCGAGAUACCUUAAGGGAUCGAGAGAGCGAUCGUUAUCAAAGACGUGUAGAUCCGCGAGGAAAUCACGAACGGGAACGCGAUCGAGAUCGAGAACGGGAACGUGAUCGAGAUCGAGAACGGGAACGUGAUCGAGAUCGAGAACGGGAACGGGAACGUGAUCGAAACCGUGAACGGGAACGUAAUCGAGACCGGGAACGGGAACGUGAUCGAACCCGUGAACGCGAUCGAACACGCGAACGGGAACAGAACUUGGACCGGGAUCGAGAACAUGCAUACGUGAACAAAAUAUUUCAUGCUGAAAAUAGCCAUACCGUUAAUAAAGUGAUUGAAAAAUAUCCGUGCACCGAUUCCGAGUUGCACAAUGGUGCACUGAAUAAAGAAAGCGAGUCAUCGCAACCAUUGAACACAACAGCUGCCAUCGAAAAUGAUAAAGAAAAUCAUAUACCAUUCCAGAACGACGCAUGUUCAUUGGUGGAGGAUGAAAAUAAGCCUCAGGAACUUUCGACAACAUAUUUUUCACCAUUUACUCUACCUAUAUCUUCGCCAUUGGAUAGCAUACGAAGUCCACAGGUACCUCAGAAUCUUAAACGACCAACAAAUACUGGUACAUCACUUCGGACCCCAAUGGUGGUGGUGCAUUCUCCCGCCAAACCGUCGGAUAAUGUGGUACAUUAUACACUACCUAAGAGUAAACCUAUGCUCUCGAUGGACGAUGCAGGAUCGGUGCAAAAUAUUAUGGACUCGUUGCUGCAGACACCCGUUAAAAUAGAAGCUUCGGUUGAAGUUGAAGCAAAGGAAACAGAUUCAAUCACUGAAAAUAUACAGCAGUUGAAUGCAGACACGACGCAGAACAAAAUUAAAGAACCUACCAAAGCAUGUUUUGCAUUAAGCGAGGAUGUGCGGACAUCUUCAACUCCUCUUGCUACAAAAAUUCUUCAGUCUCAACAUAAUCGUAAUCAAAUCAAACCAACUAUUGUGGGCAAAUCGUCUCCAAAAGGAAAAGAAGCGCACAAUAAUUCCCAGGUUCGCAUCUCGCCAUCAGUAGACGAAUGUACUAUCACGCAAAGGGUUGAUGCACAGCAAAAUAUUCAUGAUAUGUUCCAAAAACCGAAAGAAACAUGUUCUGAAUAUGUCAAACAGCAGGAGAAAAAGCGAGCCUUGGCAAAACCACAAGUUAUUGUGAAGAAAGACAAUAUACCUUUGAAUAAGAACAAGCACAAACAAACACCGGCUGAUAAGAACAAUGUAGAUAAAACACGGAAUGAUGAGCUGAUAUCAAAUGUAUCUGUGGCAACUGAUAUUGAGCCUUUGCAUCACAUAACUCGUAUAUCAAAGAGAAGAUCUUCAAUAUCUGGAAACGUCAUUUACUCAAAGAUCAGUCAAAAAAAUAGCGAAAUUAAAUCCGACACAAUAACAAUGAGUGCAUGUUCGUCCCGAAAUUAUGGAACUAAAUUUGAAAUUAAACCAGACGGGCAACAUACAGCGUGCGAAUCGUCGACGAACGUCGUAGCUUCGGUAACCAGUGAACAAAAGGACACCAGAUCACCGAGUACAAAAGAUGUAAAUAUAGACGUGGAAAAUCGAUCUCGAAAGACAGCAAAAAGUAUUGUGACGAAAAAAGCAACAAUUACUGAAAGUAAUCAAUUGAAGCGCAAUCCAGUUAGUAAAAAGAAAUUGAUUAACGUUACCGAUGAAUUUAGAAAGGAUUCGAUUAGCGCUAGUGAUGCACGCACAAUCAAAUCUUCAAAAACGUCAAAUCGAGCCGCCAGUGAGUGCUCUAGCGCUACAAUUAACAAACAAGAACAAAGUUCAGAUACGUUGGUUGAUGUAAUGCGCCAGGCUGCUAGUGUAGAAGAAAGAAUUGAGAAUUCAGAUUUGUCACAGGUACAGAGCAAAAGUAUGCAAGCGAUUUCGGGCAAGCCAUUAACGAUCGAUCCAGCUACUCCCAGUGUCCAGAGAAAAGCAGCUGAAAAAACUGCUGUCUGCUUAAAUUUGUCUGUGGCAGAUACUGGUCAAAACGAAACAUGCCAAAGCAAAAGAGAUAAAUCCCCUGUGCGUUAUGUUCGAGAAAUGCGUAUAGUAAAAGAAAACCCGUCGUUAAUGCGAGUGUUUAUAACAAGAAAGUGAUAGCACAAAAAGUUAAAUUUUGCAGAGAAUAAAUUUUUUGAUUGAUAAUAUCG
Molecule: messenger RNA, 2627 nt
Organism: Anopheles nili
Lineage: Eukaryota; Metazoa; Arthropoda; Insecta; Diptera; Culicidae
Exons: 4
Coding region: 1-2574 (857 amino acids)
Source: RefSeq, a predicted model, not a curated record